Tigriopus californicus is the source of this 6318-nucleotide messenger RNA. RefSeq names its product ral GTPase-activating protein subunit alpha-1-like. Gene Ontology annotation, molecular function: GTPase activator activity. The record is from RefSeq and is a predicted model, not a curated record. Gene Ontology annotation, biological process: positive regulation of GTPase activity; regulation of small GTPase mediated signal transduction. Lineage: Eukaryota; Metazoa; Arthropoda; Copepoda; Harpacticoida; Harpacticidae. Gene Ontology annotation, cellular component: cytoplasm; nucleus.
GUAUGCAGCUAGUUGGUAAUCUCGCCUCAGUAGUUGCGAUUUGGUUGCAUUGAGUGGCAGCACACACGGACUAGAGCUUGAUCAUCCGACUUGAAUUCACUGGUUUCAUGGACUGGAUCCACUGGAUCUCAUCCAUUGGGGUGCUUGGCCAAAUUGAUCACAUCAAGUGCACAAGUGCAGUGACAUCGAAAUCCGUCCACCUUCCUGGACAUCCCAUCAUCGUUAUAACAUAACCAUAACAAUACAUACACACAGCCAUCACAUCAAUGACAAGUGUUUGAGAUGUCCAAAUUGAGGCGAAAACCGUCAUCGUCUUGAUGAGUGGCUGUCAUCCUCACCAUCAUGUUCAGUAAGAAGCAGAAUCUCUCCAAGAAAUCCGAGGAUGUGAAGAAAUCCGCGGGCAAGGUGGUGGAUCCCAAGCGGGACACGCCCACCCGAGCCAAGCAUUUGCGAAUCUUCCUGGACAAUGCCGAGAUCUACGAGAUCAUUCCGUUCUUCGAGGCCUAUUAUUCACAUAUAUUCUACAUAGUUUACGAUGCGUUCAUUACCGCCGAGAUCAACCUACGUCAGAAGGGCGCUCAUAAAACCCAACGUGAAGAACUCGAAACCGUUCUCUACCUCUUUGAAAAGAUCCUAAUCUACCUGCCGGAGCAUUUGGGCCGAAAAUGGCAGUACCACUCGGUGGGACGACUCAUGUCGAAGUUGCUCCAUCCUGGGAAUUCGUGGAAAUUGCUGAAACGCGAGGCCAUGCGACUUUUCAUCCUAUGGUAUCAAGUGGUAGGCGAGGUGGCGGGCGAAUCUCUGCACGCCAUGUUUGCCACCCUUGUCCCAGGAUUUCCGUCACCUUAUCAGGGAUUGGGCCUCACUGCUUUGGCGGCCAUGACUCCGGAUACUCAGGAUGGACCAAUCAACCCGGCCGAGAUUUGCCCGCUGAUACCCCCUCAAAGCGGCGAACGAUUACGGGCAUCGCCGGAUACAGAUCUGACGCGAAUAUUUCUGGAUGUCUUGAUGGAGCUGAUAGUAUCGCAAGUUCCACUUAUUGAAUGGAAGGAGGGGAAGGCCGACCGCCAGAAACGAUGUCUCGAGUUCCUCUUUGACAAGUUCAAGGCCUACUACAUGCCCAAAAUCUUCCCCGAAUUCAAUUGGACCAUGUCCCUGUACGAUCCCUCGUUGAAGUUGCCGGAAGUGCGUAAAUUCCGUCCCGCCUUUAUCGACACCGGCGACGGGAACAAGAAAAUCGACCCGAUGCUCUCUUGUCGCGUGGUGGUCAUCAAAUGGGUGGCUCAAUACACUCACCUGACUCGAAGUGGAGCCCAUGGUAGCUCGGGCACCUUGGCGGCCUCCAACUUGGGCUUGAAUGGCACCAUGGACGUCUCCUCGCCCGUUCAAGCCUUGAAUCUAAGCGGUCACGAAAAAGAUUUCCCCUCCGCUCACCAGCCCAUCCAUCCUAUCAACGCCUUUGAUGAUCCCGUCCGUAGUGCCCAGGAAGGCGCCAUGGUGCGAGAAGUGCUUUAUUCGAGUCGAGAGAAUGUGGAUUUCGUGCACGAAGUGUACCGCCAAGCCUUUCUUCUCAGCUUCAGCCAUUCCCCCGCCAUCAAGAAAGUGAUCACCGUGUACAAGGAUUGGAUCCAGAUGAACGUCGUGGAACUGCCUCCGUUCCUUUUGGAGCCCCUCCAUGUUGACAAGGAGCGAGAUGAGCUGGACUACGCGAUGAGUGGACGAUUGUCAGCCGAUUCCUCGUCCGGAUACCGAUUGAGGAAUGACUCCUAUCUGGGAGCCAUUCAUAAAGAACAUUUAGCCGUCCGAGCCGGACUGCAAAAUGUUCUUCAAAUCUUCAUCACGAACGCAGCCAAUGUGUUUCUACUGGAAAUCUCCCCCGAGUACCCAAUCCUGUUGGAGGAACAAGUUGAGAUGUGCAAGCGUGUUCUCAACAUCUAUCGCUACAUGGUGAUGAACGUCAAGAUGGAUGCCCGAACUUGGGAACAGCUCUUGUUCAUCCUGCUUCAGAUCACUCAGCUCACCAUGCCGGAAUCGCCUCCCCGCCGUCGGGAGGACACGCUCGGGGGUCGAUUAGCCCAAGCCAUCUUCCAGACUCUCAUCGUCACGUGGAUCAAAGCCAAUCUGUACGUGGUCGUGUCACCGGAGCUUUGGGAUCAAUUCCUGGAAGUACUCUCCUCUCUGACCCUAUGGGAGGAGCUCAUCCGAGAAUGGGCCAAGACCAUGGAGACCUUGACCCGAGUCCUGGCCAGGCAAGUGUACCAUUUGGACCUGAACGACCUGCCUUUGGAUCGAUUGAGUGAGCGAGCUGCCAAGAAGCGACGUGGGCAACGAGCCCCUCAAGACAUGAAAUUCUCACCCGCCGUUAAAUCCACCGCCAUGCCCGUGUCUGAAAGUCAUCAUCUGCCCGGACCCGACGACAGCUCCGGAGCGGGUAGUCUCGUUGGAGUGCCGGCCACUCCAUAUCGACGACAGGGCUCGCCUUAUCCUCGCCGGAAGCGUGUCUGCUCCGAGAAUGAGUACAAAUCGAGCUCCCACGAGCGGCGACGGCUACACGUGCGUAAACACCUGCCCGGACCUGUUCGCCGCACCAUGAGCGACGGGAACAUCAAACAGCCUUUUCUACCUUUCGAGAAUCGCCACCGCCUCCGCCGCCAUCGGUCAGCAGACUCGCUCUACAACUGCAGCCGUUCCGACUCUGAGGGAGUGGCCAGUCGGAGUUGCUCGCCCGCUCCCUCGAGUGGGCUCGAGUGCACGUCCAUGAAGGACUCGCCCAUGCAAUUGGACCACGACGCCAUGAGCGAAGGCGGCCUUUCUGAUCAGUUGUCCUCGCACGCCAUGCACUCUAGUAGCCAUUCGCACCACGAGUCCCCGCGGUCAGUGAUCGCCGGGGGCUCCGUCAAGGGAUGGUUGCCAGAUGUGGCCGUGGUGUUGUGGCGUCGCAUGCUCGGGGCUUUGGGGAAUAUCAACACCAUCGCGGACACGGUGAUCCACGCGCAAAUAUACAAGUACCUCAUCGAGCUCUACGAGAUCAUGGUACGAAUCCGGAGCAAUCAGGGUGUGUCCUUAGACAAUAAUGUCACUCCACCUUGCCCGGAAUUCGUGCCUCCGUUCACCAUCUUUGCCCCGUGGUGCUUCAGGGCCUUGGCCUUGCCCGAGGCUUAUCAAAGGGGCAAGUUGUACGCCUUGAAACUGCUCUGUCUCCUGACGUGCCGUCCCAACGACACGGAGUUAUCCCAGACCCAUUUGGUCCAGUUCUACAAAGUAUUACACCAAGGACUGACCGGUCCCAAACUGGAUGUGAUGAACACGCUGAUCAAGUUCACGGGACCGCGCUUCUUCUCGCUCAUGUUGCCUGGAUAUACGGCGUAUAUUUUGGAUUUCCUCUUUGCUGCCAACUGCAUCAUUUCCACGACUGAUCUGAAAGGCGUGCCUCGAACUGAAGCCACCUCCGUGGUGGGCGCCCUCUUGUCAUUUCCAUCAAUUCUUCCCGAGAUCCCGCUCUUGUUGCCCAAUGAUCACGAGUUGUCGUUGAUUUCCAGCGCCGAUGUCAAGGACCAAAUCAUCGGCGUACUCCUCAAGAGUGGCAAGAAGGAACCGGCGGGUUUGGCCCGAUGCAUUUCACUCUCGAGUUUGGGUAUCUUUGUCUACUCCGAGCUCAUUCACGGCUCCUUUCACCCCAAGAUCAAGGAGGCCAUUCAAGUGCUCUUAACGGCUUUGCGGUUCAACAACAAGGCUGUGGCUCAAAUUGCUUCCGACAUGCUCCUCCUCCUGGCCGAUCAUGUCAAGAACUUCCUGGACUUUUACCCCGAGGUGCCCAAAAAGAUUGUCGAAGUCUUGGCCCGCACUCUGAUCAGUUUGACCCCGCGAGGUGAGGCUGGCGUGAACGAGGAUGAAAAGCGGCUCCUGCUUAGUCUGCUUUUCUGUCUGGGCGAGUGGUGCAUGAGAAUCCCCAAUUUCAUCCUCACCCAACCGCAGGAGGACGGCAAGUCUCUCCUCUAUCACGUGUUUGGAGCCCUCCAACAAGCCUCAGACCCUGGUUUGUCCUCGCCCAGUCCAGUUGGUCCGGAUCACCAGGUCCGUCGAGAAGCGCGCCAAUUUGAAGGCUUUCCCAAUGCCACCCGUGAAGGCUACGUGAAUGCGGCCAAAGCCGUUCUAAGUCCCGCCGUCAUGGUUUCGGACUUUGAUCCCAACAUCCACGUGGACAACACCAAAGAAGGCUACCUGAGUGCCAACACCUCGCCGUUGAAGAGCUCUUCGAAAUCUCGAUCCGGAUCGCGGGAGAAUUUGUCAGAACCCAAUCAUCCCCGUCUCGCCGUGUCGUCUCCGGAUCACGAUAGCAAUAUCCCCGUGCGUCUGGCGGCCAAAACCAUCUUGUCCCACUUGGUGAACCACCUGUUCCAUUUCCCGAUGUCCAACGGUCCCUCGAACCUGUCCUCGUUGGUCUCGGAAUGUGACGAUAUCCCCAAUUUGCCUUCGGACGAACUGACCAUGGACGUGUUCAAGCAGCCAAAUAUCCAGUUGUUCGUCAUCAAUAACACAACCCUCCUGUCGUUGGUGGAACUACCUCAAAUGGAGGAAGUCCAAGGACUGCGAGAGAUCCAGUCGUCCAACUCUCAGGUUCGAAUCAUUUUGCGGGAUAUCUCGGGCAAAUUCUGUUGGGAUAGCUCGGCCUUGUACGGCCUGACCAAAUCGAAGAAUGGCCACAUCGAGUUCGACUACUCCAAGAUGACGGCCCCAAUGGAUUUGAAAUCCACCGGAGCCAAGAAUUACGGCGGAGGUCAUCGACAAGCCAUGCGACGCCGCAAUGAGACGGUGUUGCCGUCCAAUGAGAACACUGCCGACGACAUGGACAAUCUGGACGAUCUGCUCCAAUACAUCGGACACACCAGUCCGGAAUGCAAGGAAGAAAUGGGACGGCCUCUAAAUGCGGUCUCGGCCUCAAAGUUCUUGGACAACGAGAUCGAAAGCGACGUCAUCUCGGGGGUACUGAGCCAAAGAACCGUGGAACAAGAUCACCUCAAGCGGCUUGUUAGCGAUCUCGAGUUUGCGGGAGCCCAGGAAUCGCCACCUCCUGUUAGUUCAGAGGAAUGCUCUCCAUUAUUCCAACAGAGCCGACGGUUGUUUAAUCAUCUUGGCUUGUCCUCUUGGGAACAGAGGCCCAAUGUGCACCUGGUCAAGAAAAAUGAGCGUCUUUUGCGAGAAUUGAAAAACCUAGACGCCAAGCGGAAUCGGGAAGCUCACAAAAUCGCCGUGGUUUAUGUGGGAGAAGGUCAAGAGGACAAGCAAAGUAUCCUCUCCAAUGCCUGCGGUUCCCAGUCUUUUGAAGAGUUUGUGUCUGGCCUAGCUUGGGAAGUGGAACUCGAAUCCCACACAGGUUUCAUGGGUGGCCUUCAGAAAUCCAAGACCACGGGCGAAACUGCCCCCUAUUACGCCACCUCCUUUGUGGAGGUGAUGUUUCAUGUGGCGACGCGAAUGCCCUCCAAUUCUGAGGAGUGUAUGCUCCAAAAGACCCGACACAUCGGCAACGACGAGAUUCACAUUGUUUGGUCGGAGCAUUGGCGAGAUUACCGAAGAGGAAUCCUCCCCACCGAGUUCUGUGACGUGCUCAUCGUGAUCUAUCCUCUCAAGAACCGGCUGUUCCGGAUUCAGGUGUCGCGCAAGCCCGAAGUGCCCUAUUUCGGACCCCUGUUCAACGAGAUGAUUGUAGGUCAGCGGGUUCUUCCCGGUCUGAUCCGUGCCACGGCCAUCAACGCGUCUCGAGCCAAGCGAUCCAUGCUCACGUACUAUCAGACCCAUUACGAAGAGAGGUCCAAAUCAUUGGAGAGCAUCAUCGCCAACCACAAGAACCAGUCAACCUUUGAGGAGUUCAUCACACAGGUGUACAGUCCGGCUCCUUUGAUGAAUCUGUUCCAGUAUUCGGCCUCCUCGUCCCGACCCAUGUCCCUGAUCGGGUCAUCCUCACUGGGCUCACAACAUCUACCCCAUGUGCUCUUGGAUACGAACCAUCAGACCAGUCCUCAAAAUGCCCACCAUAGUCAUCAUUUCUCCAAUGGUCAUUCCGAUUUCCGCCCGAGAACCAAAACCGAGAGUGGAGCUCAGCCACCUUCUCCCGGUUCUCAUAGUCCGCAUUUGCUGCCUCUGAACAAUAACUACGAGGAGGAGACAUCCCCGAAGCAAACAAUCAAACAGAAGCUCACUUUUAAGACCUCAUUACCCGGAACGUCAUCCAAACGACCUCUGGCCAUCAAAGAAGAGCAAAACAAUUUGGCUAGAGAGGCCAGUCCCCCGCAAUCAUCCAUACCCACUCGAAAGCGAUGA